This is a messenger RNA of Xiphophorus couchianus (Monterrey platyfish), 5593 nucleotides long. RefSeq names its product flocculation protein FLO11-like. The record is from RefSeq and is a predicted model, not a curated record. NCBI's taxonomy places the organism in Eukaryota, Metazoa, Chordata, Actinopteri, Cyprinodontiformes, Poeciliidae. The transcript is spliced from 5 exons. Bases 1420 to 4047 code for a protein of 875 amino acids.
UUCACGCUGAUUACGUUUUCAGAAAGAGUCGGCAAUAUUAAUAGUGGUGUGGUGAUUGGAAAACAUUUUAUUGUAGUUUGAGAGGAUUACUUUUAGAGAAUCCAUUUUGUUGAUGUUUUUGUCUCCAUGGAGAUGGUAAUAUUGAAAGAAGCAUUUGGAGAAAUAUAAUUGUGUGAACAUUCAUCUGAGUUUCUUGCUGGGUUGUGUGCAGCCAUGAUCUUCAGACUGAUGUAAUGAAUUUCAUAACACUACCUUCAACCAUAACUGACCCAUUUGGAGUAAUAUUAACAUGUGAUAAUAAGACUUUGAGGCAUCAUGCACACAUAAGGGAUGCAGAUUAUUAUUUUAAUUAUUUUAUCUCCAGACAAAAUAUAAUGGCCAUUUUAACACUGGAUAUGGAUCUCUAAAAAAAUAAGCAAUAUUAUUUUUGUAGGAGGGAACCCCUGGAAACGGAGGAAGGGCUACUUAUGGUGGCCUGUUUAUUUAGAUCCCCAAUCUUUAAACUUAAUUAAUUUUACAGGUGUACAUUUCUGCUGUUGGCUAUAUGUGGGAGUAUGAAGGUAGUACCGAUGGGGUGUCAGACUAGCUGUCUUUGUGAUUGUGAAAAAUUGUGGUAGCUCAAAGGAAUUUAGUUUGAUUUACUACAAUUAACAUUUUGGUAAUUUACAAAUGCUAUUGGAAACAUAUAUUUUUAAACUUUGAUACUUUUAAAUAUUAAAAUUGUGUAAGCAGUGAUUUAAGUGUAAUAAUUAUGAAUGGAUAACAUAUCUUAUCCCUGGCUAUUGUUAAGAAUGAUAAAUUGUACCUCAGCAUCAAAGAUUUGUGAGGAUGGGUUGUUAUAUAAGGGUAAACUGAGUAACUUGUUGCAGUUUUAUUUUAUUCACACUAAUGGAAUAAUAUUAGAUUACAGGUGUUUCAUUAGCUAUUAAGACAUCCUAAACACACUUUAUAGCUCUUUAAUUUAUGUUUCCAAAUGUUUAAGAGUUUAUGGUUAGGGGUGAAUUACCAAUAAGUCUAAAUUUGAUUUGUUGUCUCUAAUGACUGAUUGGUACCAAGGUGAAGCUGCAAGUUCGUUUGUCUGAGUGACGAUGGUCCAUACAUGUUUGAUCAUUGAGUUUUAGAGUUUAUUGUUGUGGUUUUUAUGUAAAAUUGUAUUUUUUGCUGUUUUUUGUGACUAACGAUAAGCUAUAUUUGUUUUAUCUCUUAAUUCCCGUCCUUAUUGUAUAAUCAUACACAAUGGCAUAGCAAUAAUAUUGUUCAUUAAAUAUAUUCAAGGAAAACAAACACAUUCACAAACCUGGGUUAUUGUAUUGUUGGUAUUUCAGUGUUGUCUCUAAACAUUGCUUUGGACUUUUGUGAAGGUCUGGAUACUGAAUUGUAGCUUUUUUUGCUUUGUUUCUUUCCUUCACAGCCCAUACCAUGGCGCUUCCAGCAGAUGGAUCCCCAAUGUUGGAGGGACAUCCAGAUAAUGGUAAGGAUCACGGUAAGGUGUGGUCAAACGAAGCCGAGGAAGACGAGGUAGGUAAUGCCGGUACUGCCGGCUCUAGUUGUAGUUCUUCUACUAGCUCUAGUGGUAACUCUUCUACCAGCUCAAGUGACGACGAGGCUGAUAACGAAGACCAGGAUGACUUUAAGUCCCGACUUUGUUUUGUCAAGGUCAUUGUAGGAAAGCUUCAACAGUCAUUGAAACAUCACAAUUCGACGGUUGUUCAGCGGGGCGCCGCUAAGAGUAGUUCAACAGUGGAGCGUGCCAGUGCUGCGUCACAGCUGCUUGAGAUUCUUCCCCAAAAUUUCAAAUACAAACAAGACAUUGGGGUAGCUCAGAAGCCUCAAGAAGACAAGGCUCCCUGUACUUCACUUGAAUUCGCAUCUGGACUUGACAAACAGGAAGAGCCCAUUUUGCGUCCAGAGAACCCCAGACCUAUCGGUACCUCGCAACAUCAUCAGGUAGGUUUGGAAGAGGACGGGGCUUCUUUGACUUCCGGCCGCGCCAGGAGCACUACACAGAAGGUGGAUUCUGCGAAGGAACACGACCCACCAUCAAAGCUUAGUUUUGGUACAGUGCUUCCUUCCAGCUUUAAAUUCACAUGUGGACUUGACAAACCAGAAGAGCCCAUUUUGUGUCCAGAGGACUCCACUCCUGUCAGUGCCUCGCCACAACCUCUGGCAGGUUGGAGAAAUUUAGUGGCUUCUUGUACUUCCGGCCGUGCCAAGAGAACGGCAAAGAAGUUGGAUGAUGUGAAGGAGGAUGACCCACCAUCAAAGCCUAGUUUUGGUACAGCGCUUCCUUCCAGCUUUGAAGUCACAUCUGAACUUGACAAACCAGAAGAGCCCAUUUUGCAUCCAGAGGACUCCAGUUCUGUCAGUGCCUCGCCACAACCUCUGGCAGGUUGGAGAAAUUUAGUGACUUUUUGCCGCGCCAUUAGAAUUCCAAAGAAGGUGGAUGAUGCGAAGAAGGAUGACACACCAUCAAAGCCUAGUGAUCAGGUAGGUUCGAAAGAGGACGUGACUCAUGCGACAUCUGUGACUGGCAUAAACGGAAAGAGGACCAGGGACACUGUUGCUAAAGAGGAGCCCCCAGCCAAGAGGAGUAAGGACACUCUUGCUGAAAAGGAGCUCCCUGCCAAGAAGACCAGGGACAGUGUUACUGAAGUGAAACUCCCAGCCAAGAGGACCAGGAAUAGUGAUGAUGCUAGACAGGAGCCCUCUGCCAAGAAGACCAGGGACAGCAUUACUGAAGUGAAACUCCCAGCCAAGAGGACCAGGAAUAGUGAUGAUGCUAGACAGGAGCCCUCUGCCAAGAGGAUCAGGGAGAAUCAAACUGACUAUGUGCUCCCCUCCAAGAGGACCAGGGACAGUGUUGCUGAAGAGGAGCCCCCAGCCAAGAGGACUAGAGACACUGUUGCUAAAGAGGAGCUCCCAGCCAAGACGGCACAGUGGUAUAAUGAAGAUCCCAUUUGGGACGAGGUCCUUCAAAGUAUCGGCAGAAGGAUGGCAUGGAGAUAUGGUAAAGAAUGGGAGGACGAGCCCAUUCCGUCAACCCCUCUGUUCAUUCCAUACCGAAAGACAGACCAUGAAGAUCCUAUUCUGUUAUCCCCUGUCCUCAGUCCCUCCCCAAGGACAGCGUGUGAGGAUCCUGGUCUGUCAUCCCCUGUCCUCAGUCCCUCAACAAGGACGUCGUGUGAGGAUCCUGGUCUCUCAUCCCCUGUCCUCAGUCCCUCACCAAGGACGUCGUGUGGGUAUCCUGGUCUGUCAUCCCCUAUCCUCAGUCCCUCACCAAGGACGUCGUGUGGGGAUCCUGGUCUGUCAUCCCCUGUCCUCAGUCCCUCAUAUAGAAUGGCGCGUAAACUUCCUGUUUUGUUAUCCCCUAUCCAAAGUCCCUCACCAAGGACAGCGUGUGAGGAUCCUGGUCUGUCAUCCCCUGUCCUCAGUCCCUCAUAUAGAAUGGCGCGUAAACUUCCUGUUUUGUUAUCCCCUAUCCACAGUCCCUCACCAAGGACAGCGUGUGAGGAUCCUGGUCUGUCAUCCCCUGUCCUCAGUCCCUCAUAUAGAAUGGCGCGUAAACUUCCUGUUUUGUUAUCCCCUAUCCACAGUCCCUCACCAAGGACGUCGUGUGGGGAUCCUGGUCUGUCAUCCCCCGUCCUCAGUCCCUCGUAUAGAAUGGCGCGUAAACUUCCUGUUUUGUUAUCCCCUGUCCACAGUCCCUCACCAAGGACAGCGUGUGAGGAUCCUGGUCUGUCAUCCCCUGUCCUCAGUCCCUCAUAUAGAAUGGUGCGUAAACUUCCUGUUUUGUUAUCCCCUAUCCACAGUCCCUUACGAGGGACGAUGCAAGAGGAUCCUUUUCUCUCAUCCCCUGACGUCAGUCCUUCACCAUCAACACACCGUGAAAAUCCAACUUUGUCAUCCCCUGACUUCCGUUUCCGGAUGGAGACUGAAAAGGACAAAGAAGAGGAACCAACACCUUCAACAUCUGGUGGAACGACAGCAAGAGCGAGUUCCAGACACGUGUGGUUUAGACCUCGCUACGUUUUAAGUGACUCUGAUUAGAUUGGGAUCCGUAAAAACUGAAGACCUAUUUGGGAAGUCACAUUAGGACAUCAUCAUUUCUCUGUUUUUUGGGGUUUUUUAAAAUUAAAGCCAAUGGGUUUCUAGCAAGCCCGUGGAAGCCUUACGUAGCGCCUUGCACCGGGGCUGUUCUUUAUCCCGCUGCUAGAUGUAGCAUUUUAGAUGGUGAGGAUCCUGGCAGGUCUGAGGAAGCCUUAGGUAGCGCCUUGCACCGGAGUUUUCUUCAUCUUUGCGAUUUCUUCUCAACUCCCCCAUGUUUCAGGGUGAAAUAGCGGUUCUUCCCCACGCUGUGCUCUCCGAUAUAGUAAAUUGUUCUUUCCUGUUCCUCCACUAAUCCAGUCUCCAAGUUUUUAAUCUUUCAGGUUUUAGCUGCUCAUCGCUGGAUCCUUUCGUCGUCGUCCAUGUGGUUCCUGUCCUUCUGGACCCCUUGUUUUUCACGCUGCUCGUACGUUUUUCCACAUUCACAUGAUACUGCUUGCCUCCUGCUGGUGGUGGGGACCAUCAGCUUUACUAAAUAAAAGUAGAAAUAGAAAUUCACUAUUAGUAAUUUAGAAACUGUUCAACCAUGUAGAGUUAAAGUUUACAUUAAGUAAGGAAUGCUUGCCUGACAACAUGUUGUAUUAGAAACCAAAUUAAAGCAUCAGGACAAUAAGAAAUUAGAAGACAAAGGAGAACAUAGACAGAAUUUAUGAUUGAAGGAUUUAAUUAAAAGUUUUUAUUCAGAGAGACACUAGAGAACAGGAUCGGAGGAAAGGAAAUGUAGAGCAUGUGGAGUAAAGUUUUAUGUAGAUAAACUAUUAAUCUCAUGAAACAAAUAGUUUAUAUGGCUAACAGCAUGUUCAUGUGUUGCAACACAGCAAAAUCACAGAAGAUGAAUAGACAUUAAAAAAAUACCAAACUAGUCUCUGGUUCGGGUUCAGACUUCUCAGAUCUCUGAUUCUCUGGUCGUCCCAGGUUGGAUCUCCUCCGCCUGUAAUCCUCCACCUUCAGCACCACCAGUCAGGUGGAGGAAGAUAAGAGAACCCAGUUGACAAAAAAAUUGACCAACAAUUAAAGCAGAAGACCUGCUCCACCUGCUGAUCUACUGGUUGUAACAGCUUGUGGGAAAGCAUCACUGGACCAAUCAGGCGAGAGAAGACAGAGAGGACUGAGGACUGAAACGAAAAUACUCUGCCUGCCAAAAAAGGUAGACGAUCCAGUGGCCCCAGGUUUACACACCAUCUGUUGGUUUGAGGCAGACCGACCGCUGGGGAGAUGGACCUCACCUGACACCAUUACUCUGGAUGUAACAGCUCGACUCUGCUGUCAAAACAUCAAUGACUCGAGAAGCGGACAGCGAGAUUUCUGGUGCCUGGCUGGAGACGAGAUUCUGAUUAUUCAAGAGCCAAAACAAAAUGUCAGAAUAAAUAGUUAGAAGGCAGAUUUGUUUUCUAUUUGUUGUUGUUUUUAUUAUUAAUGCUCCACGACACAAAAUGUAUCACUGCUGUAACUCUUGAGUUUAAUAAAAUGUUCUUCUUUCAAUCUGUUA